Lathyrus sativus (Indian pea) is the source of this 249-nucleotide messenger RNA. The record is from the annotation of a GenBank genome assembly. NCBI's taxonomy places the organism in Eukaryota, Viridiplantae, Streptophyta, Magnoliopsida, Fabales, Fabaceae.
AUGGGUAGUUCGGAACCCGGUUUCGAUGAUUUUCUUCAAGACAAGAAACGCGCUAGGAACCCAUUUGUCCCCGUUGGCGCAUUUAUUACUGCCGGUGUACUAACAGCUGGCUUAAUCAGUUUUAGACAAGGUAAUUCUCAGUUAGGCCAGAAGCUAAUGAGGGCUCGUGUGGUUGUCCAAGGUGCUACAGUGGCACUCAUGGUUGGUACUACCUAUUAUUAUGGAGACAAUCCUUGGCAAAAGAAAUAG